Messenger RNA from Gekko japonicus, 637 nucleotides. RefSeq names its product prefoldin subunit 4 (gene PFDN4). NCBI's taxonomy places the organism in Eukaryota, Metazoa, Chordata, Lepidosauria, Squamata, Gekkonidae. The transcript has 4 exons. Gene Ontology annotation, biological process: protein folding. Bases 70 to 474 code for a protein of 134 amino acids. The record is from RefSeq and is a predicted model, not a curated record. Gene Ontology annotation, cellular component: prefoldin complex; cytoplasm.
CCAGAAAGUACUCAGAAUAGGCGAGCGACUACCUCCCCGUCGAGGAGGGGAAAUAGUGCAGUCCUUAAGAUGGCGGCUACCAUGAAGAAAGCGGCGGCGGAAGAUGUCAACGUUACGUUUGAAGAUCAACAGAAAAUCAACAAGUUUGCAAGGAAUACCAGCAGAAUUACGGAACUGAAAGAAGAAAUCGAGGACAAAAAGAAACAGCUUCAGAACCUGGAAGAUGCCUGUGAUGACACCAUGAUGCUAGAUGAUGAUUCGCUGCUGAUACCCUAUCAAAUUGGAGACGUCUUCAUUAGCCACCCCCAAGAUGAAACGCAAGAAAUGCUGGAGGAAGCAAAGAAAAACUUGCAGGAAGAGAUUGGAACGUUGGAGUCACGUGUAGAAUCCAUCCAGAGAGUAUUAUCAGACCUCAAAGUCCAGCUCUAUGCAAAGUUUGGCAACAAUAUAAAUCUCGAGGCAGAAGAUAAUUAAAUACCCUGGAAAUAGUAUCUGGUUUAUUUUCUUUUGUACUACUUGUUCCCCUGUUAGAAUAAUGUUUUAAGAGACCACCUAUUUCUGUUUUAAAGAAAAUUACACUUGGUUAUCCAUUCCAUGUAGUUAAUGAACAGGUCUUAUUUUGCAUACCUAUAAUUAU